AUGGGCAUUGCUCAUACUCAUCAUGCCCUCACAUUCCUCUUCUUCCCCUGCGUUCUCUUGAUAAUCAUCGUGCCAACCACCGGCGGGACCGUCUCCGACGGGGAGGCGCUGCUGAAGCUCAAGAAAUCGUUCAACAAUGCGGCGGCUCUCGAUUCCUGGCGCGCCGGCACGGAUCCCUGCGACAAGAGGCAUCUGUGGAUCGGCGUGAUUUGCGUAAACGACGUCGUUACAGGACUUCGUCUCGGCGGUAUGGGGUUAUCGGGGAAGAUUGACGUGGACGCUUUGUCGCAAAUCCACGGGCUCAGAACUCUGACUCUUAUGCACAAUUCCUUCGCCGGAUCUAUACCGGAGUUCAACCAUAUCGGCGCGCUCAAGGCUCUGUAUAUCUCGAAGAACAAAUUCUCCGGCGAGAUUCCGCCGGAUUAUUUCGCGAAGAUGAGGUCUAUGAAGAAAAUUUGGUUCUCGGACAAUAAUUUCACCGGCGCGAUUCCUUCUUCCCUCGCUAGGUUACCGCGAAUUAUGGAACUCCACCUCGAAAACAAUCAUUUCUCCGGGAAAAUACCGGAAUUCAAACAGAAAACCUUGCACGCAAUCGAGCUGGCAAAUAACAACCUCCAAGGGGAAAUCCCUGCCAGCCUGGCACGAUUCAACGAUUCGUCCUUCCACGGAAAUCCCGGUCUUUGCGGCGCAAAAAUCGGAAAACCCUGUAACGGCCAACACUCACAUUCUUCUUCUCCCAGUUCUAGCCACGGCCACGGCAACAGCCCCGGCACCAGCAUAACCUCCGAUAGUAACUCCAGAAAAAUCUCACUCGCGAUCAUGGGAUUCUGCGUUUUUCUACUCGGCCUCAUGGUCGUCGGAAUAGUCAUCCUGAAGCGCCGGCAGGAGAGGAACGGAGUUCAAGAGCGGGACUCUUACGACGACCCGUCGUCGAUCGGGUUCCGGCUGCGAAGCCGGAUGAGCGCCGGCGAGCUAAGUGGCCGGAGACUCAACUCGUUUCGGAGAGCAUCGGGGAGCAUGAAGAGAGCAGGGAGUAAUAACGGAAUGGGGGAUUUGAUAAUGGUGAAUGAGGAGAAAGGGGAGUUUGGGCUGCAGGAUUUGAUGAAGGCGGCGGCGGAGGUGAUCGGGAAUGGGACGCUGAGUUCUUCUUAUAAGGCCACCAUGACGAAUGGCACGGCCGUGGUGGUGAAGAGAAUUAAAGAGAUGAACAAAGUCGGAAAAGAUGGGUUCGAUGUUGAACUCCGGCGUCUCGGAGGGUUACGGCACCGGAAUAUCUUGCCCCCCUUGGGUUAUCACUUCCGGCAAGAUGAAAAGCUUUUGGUCUAUGAAUAUAUGCCCAAAGGCAGCUUACUCUACGCACUACACGGUGAUCGUGGAAUUUGGCACUCGGAGUUAAGCUGGGCAGUUAGGUUAAAGAUCAUACGGGGAGUUGCGCGAGGAUUAGGUUAUCUCCACAACGAACUAACUUCAUACCAGGCACCACAUGGGGAUCUCCAAUCUAACAACAUUCUGUUGACGGAAGACUACGAGGCGGUGAUCUCCGAUUACGGCUACGUUUCGCUCAUAAACACCGCACAGGCGCCGCAAGCACUCUUGGCGUUCCGGUCACCGGAGGGGCUGCAAUACAACAAGGUGACCCCCAAAUCGGACGUGUAUUGCCUCGGAAUAGUCAUCCUGGAAGUCGUCACCGGCAAAUUUCCGUCGCAGUAUUUGAACAACGGGAACGGCGGAACCGACGUGGUUCAGUGGGUGAAAACGUCGAUAGGGGAGGGGAGAGAACCGGAGGUGUUCGAUCCGGAGAUUGCGGGGUCGGAAUCCACCUCUGAUCAGAUGCGGCAGCUCCUGCACAUCGGCGUCGCCUGUGCGGACAGUAAUCCGGAGCAUCGGAUAGCCCUUAGGGAAGUGAUUAGGCGGAUAGAGGAAAUUCCGACGAGCAGCGGCGAAGGAGCACCGGAGACGAGAACGACGGAGUCGAUGCCGUCGCUGCGAGAUGGAUACGCGGAUCAAAUUGAACAAGGUCGAGGCGUCGCCGUCGUCCGCGACGGCGCUGAAGUAAGGUAGUCGAUCGGAAACCGUAGCGUUAAUUAUUAGCUUUAAUUUGCUUUAAUUAGAUGAUUCUUAGUUUAAGCUGAAACGUAAGUGAUUAAACAAACGGCCAUUACUUGAGCUGAGCAAUUAAGCUAGGGAAUCCUUAGUACAGUAUAAUUAAUUAGUAUAUCUUCAACGUAACAUCAUCUACACCUCCAUUUUCAAGCUCAUCUUCCUUACUCUGUAAUUCUUAGCUUUAAUUGGGGAUCAUAUGGCUGGAAAGAGGCAAAUGUAGUAUUGCAUGUUUAGAAUAUAGGAUAUUAUUAUAAAAUUGUAUUGUAUUAUAUUAAACAGUAUAGAUACAAUUCAAUCAUAAAUUUGUGUUUA
Ipomoea triloba (trilobed morning glory) is the source of this 2415-nucleotide messenger RNA. RefSeq names its product pollen receptor-like kinase 3. Bases 1 to 2061 code for a protein of 686 amino acids. The record is from RefSeq and is a predicted model, not a curated record. Gene Ontology annotation, biological process: protein phosphorylation. NCBI's taxonomy places the organism in Eukaryota, Viridiplantae, Streptophyta, Magnoliopsida, Solanales, Convolvulaceae. Gene Ontology annotation, molecular function: protein kinase activity; protein binding; ATP binding. The transcript has 2 exons.